Clonostachys rhizophaga is the source of this 1068-nucleotide messenger RNA. The record is from the annotation of a GenBank genome assembly. NCBI's taxonomy places the organism in Eukaryota, Fungi, Ascomycota, Sordariomycetes, Hypocreales, Bionectriaceae.
AUGUCUCGAUCAACUCAGCCCAGCGGUGCGAACUCUCGCAAGAUCUCCUUCAACGUCAGCGAGCAGUAUGACAUCCAGGACGUUGUUGGUGAGGGUGCUUACGGAGUUGUCUGCUCUGCUAUCCACAAGCCCUCCGGACAGAAAGUCGCCAUCAAGAAGAUUACUCCUUUCGACCACUCCAUGUUUUGUCUCCGAACCCUCCGUGAAAUGAAGCUGCUCCGCUACUUCAACCACGAAAACAUCAUCUCUAUUCUGGAUAUCCAGCGACCCAGAGGCUAUGACAGCUUCAACGAGGUCUAUCUCAUUCAGGAGCUCAUGGAGACCGACAUGCACCGAGUCAUCCGCACUCAAGACCUCUCCGAUGAUCACUGCCAAUACUUCAUUUACCAGACUCUGCGCGCCCUCAAGGCAAUGCACUCUGCCAAUGUUCUUCACCGUGAUCUCAAGCCCUCCAACUUGCUCCUCAACGCCAAUUGCGACUUGAAGGUUUGCGACUUUGGUCUUGCUCGAUCUGCCGCCUCCCAGGAUGACAACUCUGGUUUCAUGACCGAAUACGUUGCCACCCGUUGGUACCGUGCUCCCGAAAUCAUGUUGACCUUCAAGGAGUACACCAAGGCUAUCGAUGUGUGGUCAGUCGGAUGUAUUCUGGCUGAGAUGCUGAGCGGCAAGCCCCUCUUCCCCGGCAAGGACUACCACCAUCAGCUGACCCUGAUCUUGGAUGUUCUUGGAACACCUACAAUGGAGGAUUACUACGGCAUCAAGUCUCGCCGUGCCCGGGAGUACAUCAGGUCUCUUCCCUUCAAGAAGAAGGUUCCAUUCCGAACUCUGUUCCCCAAGACCUCGGACUUGGCUCUGGACCUGCUCGAGAAGCUGCUUGCCUUCAACCCUGUGAAGCGUAUCACCGUGGAUGAGGCUCUUAAGCACCCUUACCUUGAGCCCUACCACGACCCCGAUGAUGAGCCCACCGCUCCCCCCAUCCCCGAGGAAUUCUUCGACUUCGACAAGCACAAGGACACCCUGAGCAAGGAGCAGCUGAAGCAGCUCAUCUACCAGGAGGUCAUGCGAUGA